Molecule: messenger RNA, 1911 nt
Organism: Pongo pygmaeus (Bornean orangutan)
Lineage: Eukaryota; Metazoa; Chordata; Mammalia; Primates; Hominidae
Gene: DAP3
Product: death associated protein 3
Exons: 13
Coding region: 365-1624 (419 amino acids)
Biological process (GO): apoptotic process
Cellular component (GO): mitochondrial ribosome; mitochondrial small ribosomal subunit
Molecular function (GO): structural constituent of ribosome
Source: RefSeq, a predicted model, not a curated record
GUAUGACCCGACCCUUUCUCGCAGUCGCAGGACGGGCGCUUUGGAGCCGGUCCCAGGUAGUGUGUGUCGGUCGCCUCGUCUGGAGAACUACUCCUCGACUCACGGUGAGGGAAUGGACCGGCACGGGGGUUGUAUCGCUGAGGGAAAGGAGCGGGACUCCGGACCUCCAGGAGGUAGGGAGUGAGGCCGGUAGACCGGCGCGUCUCCGGGGAGAUUCCUCCCGGGCGUUGAGUUGCCAACCUGGGACCCGAGGAAGAUCGGCGUGGUGGUGUGCUUUUUGUUGUUGUUAACCCUCCUCGGAUUUCUCGAAUUUCACACCACUGUCCAUAUGCGAUGACGUUUGUUUGCCCUUGACGCACUACUCAUGGAUGGUACUUCAGCCUCGUUAGACAGCCUGGUGAUGGAGGAUGAAGAAACCAUUGCAAGGAUGAUGCUGAAAGGAAUAACAAGGCUUAUCUCUAGGAUCCAUAAGUUGGACCCUGGGCGUUUUUUACACAUGGGGACCCAGGCUCGCCAAAGCAUUGCUGCUCACCUAGAUAACCAGGUUCCAGUUGAGAGUCUGAGAGCUAUUUCCCGCACCAAUGAGAAUGACCCGGCCAAGCAUGGGGAUCAGCACGAGGGUCAGCACUACAACAUCUCCCCCCAGGAUUUGAAGACUGUAUUUCCCCAUGGCCUUCCUCCUCGCUUUGUGAUGCAGGUGAAGACAUUCAGUGAAGCUUGCCUGAUGGUAAGGAAACCAGCCCUAGAACUUCUGCAUUACCUGAAAAACACCAAUUUUGCUUACCCGGCUGUACGAUAUCUUCUGUAUGGAGAGAAGGGAACAGGAAAAACCCUCAGUCUUUGCCAUGUUACUCAUUUCUGUGCAAAACAGGACUGGCUGAUACUACAUAUUCCAGAUGCUCAUCUUUGGGUGAAAAAUUGUCGGGAUCUUCUGCAGUCCAGCUACAACAAACAGCGCUUUGAUCAACCUUUAGAGGCUUCAACCUGGCUGAAGAAUUUCAAAACUACGAAUGAGCGCUUCCUGAACCAGAUAAAAGUUCAAGAGAAGUAUGUCUGGAAUAAGAGAGAAAGCACUGAGAAAGGGAGUCCUCUGGGAGAAGUGGUUGAACAGGGCAUAACACGGGUGAGGAACGCCACAGAUGCAGUUGGAAUUGUGCUGAAAGAGCUAAAGAGGCAAAGUUCUUUGGGUAUUUUUCACCUCCUAGUGGCCGUGGAUGGAAUCAAUGCUCUUUGGGGAAGAACCACUCUGAAAAGAGAAGAUAAAAGCCCGAUUGCCCCAGAAGAAUUAGCACUUGUUCACAACUUGAGGAAAAUGAUGAAAAAUGAUUGGCAUGGAGGCGCCAUUGUGUCGGCUUUGAGCCAGACUGGGUCUCUCUUUAAGCCCCGGAAAGCCUAUCUGCCCCAGGAGUUGCUGGGAAAGGAAGGAUUUGAUGCCCUGGAUCCCUUUAUUCCCAUCCUGGUUUCCAACUAUAACCCAAAGGAAUUUGAAAGUUGUAUUCAGUAUUAUUUGGAAAACAAUUGGCUUCAACAUGAGAAAGCUCCUACAGAAGAAGGGAAAAAAGAGCUGCUGUUCCUAAGUAACGCGAACCCCUCGCUGCUGGAGCGGCACUGUGCCUACCUCUAAGCCAAGAUCACAGCAUGUGAGGAAGACAGUGGACAUCUGCUUUAGGCUGGACCCAGUAAGAUGAGGAAGUCGGGCAGUACACAGGAAGAGGAGCCAGGCCCUUGUACCUAUGGGAUUGGACAGGACUGCAGUUGGCUCUGGACCUGCAUUAAAAUGGGUUUCACUGUGAAUGCGUGACAAUAAGAUACUCCCUUGUUCCUAAAACUUUAUAUCAGUUUAUUGGAUGUGGUUUUUCACAUUUAAGAUAAUUAUGGCUCUUUUCCUAAAAAAUAAAAUAUCUUUCUAAA